Molecule: messenger RNA, 1184 nt
Organism: Nymphaea colorata (pocket water lily)
Lineage: Eukaryota; Viridiplantae; Streptophyta; Magnoliopsida; Nymphaeales; Nymphaeaceae
Product: salicylic acid-binding protein 2-like
Exons: 4
Coding region: 194-1009 (271 amino acids)
Biological process (GO): salicylic acid metabolic process; jasmonic acid metabolic process
Molecular function (GO): methyl salicylate esterase activity; methyl indole-3-acetate esterase activity; methyl jasmonate esterase activity
Source: RefSeq, a predicted model, not a curated record
UGCUUCAUGGGUGGUUCUAGAUAAGGCAGCUGCAGGCUUUUUCAAUGCCGUCAACAGCUUCCGCGGAAGUGAAGGCUUCAGGCAACUACAGAAGAGAAGAGGAUUAAGGCAAAGGAAGAGGUUUCCAGCUGAGAGUAGGAAUCGAUCAGGCUAACGUGGGGCAAGCGUCGAAGAGGGCAGGCAGUUCGGGAAUAUGGUGACCAAGGGGGAGGAGACAAAGCACCACUUCGUCUUGGUUCACGGGUCCGCCAUGGGAGGGUGGUGCUGGUUCAGGGUGGCCUCCCUGUUGAGAGAGGGUGGCCACAAGGUGAGCGCCCUGGAUUUAGGCGCGUCCGGCAUCGACCCCGCCACCGCCGACCAGGUCGCCACGUUCGCCGACUACACCCACCCUCUCAUACGCCUACUUCAAUCCAUUCCCGCCGACGAAAGGGUGGUGCUGGUCGGCCAUAGCUUCGGCGGCCUCAGCAUUUCGCUCGCUGCCGAGAUGUUUCCGGCCAAGGUCUCUGCUGCUGUCUUCGUUGCCGCCUUCAUGCCCCAGCCCUCCAAACCACCCACCGAUGUUCUAUACCAUUAUUUUUUUGCUCAAAAGGAUCGAAUUGAGUCGUGGGAGGAUUCUGUAUUUACAUUCAAGGAAGAUGUGUCUCAGAUGUUCCCUGCAACGGUUGAAUUUGGCGCACGAUUCUUGCUCUCCACUGUCUUCAAUAGGUGCUCCAAUGAGGAGCAUACCUUGGCAACAAUGCUCAAGAGACCAGCACCAUUUUACAGAGAAGAUUUAUCCAGCCAGGAUUUUGUUUCAGAAGAGAAUUACGGACGCACGACGAGAGCUUAUAUAGUGUGCAAGGACGACCAAAUAAUUAAGGAAAGUUUCCAACGCUGGAUGAUAGAAAUGAGCCCAGUGGAUGAAGUAGUGGAGAUUGAGGGUGCUGAUCACAUGGCCAUGUUCUCAAAGCCUCUUGACAUUUGCCAUCACCUCCUCCAAAUUGCUAAAAACCAUUGCUGCAGAAAAUAAAACACACGAAGAAGAAGGAAGCUUCUACCACUCUCAAAAUAGUUGCUGAUAUCAAGUCCCGUUUCAGAACUGUUUCAUGUAAUGUCUUGUUGCUUUGUUUAGUUCCUUCUAGGAUGAUAACGUAUGCAUGAACAAGCUGGUUUUUGCUUCAGAGCUUGAAUAGAAAUUAAAUAUA